AUGCCGGUUACACAAAAUUUCAAUAUAGAGGGAGUUGAUAGAGAAAGAGAUAGAGAUCUCGUGUCACCAGUGCAUGUCACUCUCCUUAAUGUAGUAAUUUCGAUCACAAACUUGUGUCUCGGUGGCGUAACUUUGAGUGCGUUCUUUUUUAUACACAUAUUUGUAACGUCUACAUCUCUCAAGCAACAUGUGUAUUUGUGUGUUAUCGGUUACGUUAUAAUAAUGACACAAGCAGUUCAUUCACUGAACCCACAUGCUGGUUGGGCUCGGAUGGUGAAAUAUGAGAAUCGAAGAAUGGUACACUGGACUCUACAAAUCGUUGGCACAAUUCUUGUAUCAAUUGGCAGUAUUAUUCGGAUGGCGAAUGUCAAUACCAAUUUUAAUUCUACUCAUGGUAUUCUUGGCAUCGUCGCAUUCCUCUGCACAAUACUCACCAUGAUAGGAGGGGUUGUCAACGCCAACUCAAGCCGUCUUAACAUCAAUAAGACCUUUUUGACUCUAGCUCAUUCCUGUCUUGGAUCCUUGACUUUAUGUUCUGCAUUUCUUUCCUUAUGUUUUGCAUUUAAUUCAAUGAUGUAUAGAGUCGUUUUGGGCGAUAAAAGUGCUGAUUUCGGAAUAGCUUUGUCUGUUGUUGCGUUAGUUGGUACUUUAGUGUCACCCAGUUUAGAUUUCGUCAAACGAAUAUUUCAUAGUAGAUAG
Messenger RNA from Pieris macdunnoughi, 699 nucleotides. NCBI's taxonomy places the organism in Eukaryota, Metazoa, Arthropoda, Insecta, Lepidoptera, Pieridae. The record is from the annotation of a GenBank genome assembly.